GAGAGAGAGAGAGAGAGAGAGAGAGAGAGAGAGAGAGGGAGAGAGGGAGAGAGAGACGAAGAGGAGGAGGAGGGGAAGGAGGAAAAAGAGGGAAAGAAGAAGCAGUGAUCUGAGAGCGAGCCCAGCAGAUCUUUCUCGCUUGCAGAGCUGGGGGCUGGCUGGCUCCGAGAAGUGGAGAGAGGAGGCGAGGCCCGAAGGACUAGCGGAGAGCGCGGCUCCUGCUUCAGUGUGAUCGGAGAAGAGGGACCCACGGCUCCCGAGAAGCCAGCCAGAGACAAGAGCUUGGACCCUGGACCCUAGACCCCGGAGCCCCGGAGCCGCGAUGUGGCCCGGACUGGCGCGAUGUGCCUGCGUCCCCGCGGGCUGCGGGGCGCACACAGAUGCCUUCUGAUGGAAAAGACUGCUCCAGCUUGAGAAGAUGAUAUCUUGAGAGUUCAGUGUAUCUUGGCUGUCACCAUGUCUGUGAACACAUCCAAGCAGCCACCUUCUUCUGCUGCAGGGCUCCUUACCAACACCACCUGCCAAACUGAAAACAGGCUCUCUGUCUUUUUCUCUGUUAUCUUUAUGACAGUAGGAAUCCUCUCCAACAGCCUGGCCAUUGCUAUCCUCAUGAAGGCAUACCAGCGAUUUAGGCAAAAGUCUAAGGCAUCCUUCCUUCUCUUUGCCAGCAGUCUGGUGAUCACUGACCUUUUUGGCCAUCUCAUCAAUGGAGCCAUAGCUGUGUUUGUCUAUGCCUCCAACAAGGACUGGAUCCGUUUUGAUCAGUCUAAUGUCUUGUGUAGCAUUUUUGGCAUAUGCAUGGUGUUCUUUGGGCUGUGCCCCCUUUUCCUGGGUAGUGUGAUGGCUGUGGAGAGAUGCAUCGGAGUUACCAAACCCAUAUUCCACUCCACGAAGAUGACGUCCAAGCAUGUGAAGAUCAUGCUAGCGUGUGUGUGCCUCUUUGCCAUCUUCAUUGCCAUGCUGCCCAUCUUGGGACUCCGAGCCUAUGAGAUCCAAGCAACCCGGACCUGGUGUUUCUACAGAACCGAGCACAUCCAAGACUGGGAGGACCGAUUUUAUAUCUUGCUCUUUUCUUUUCUGGGGUUCUUAGCUCUGGGCAUUUCAUUCGUGUGCAAUGCCAUCACAGGAAUAGCGCUCCUAAGAGUCAAGUUCAAAACCCAGCAGCACCGACAAGGCAGGUCUCAUCAUUUUGAAAUGAUCAUUCAGCUCUUGGCCAUAAUGUGCGUCUCUUGCAUUUGCUGGAGUCCGUUUCUGGUAACCAUGGCCAGCACUGGAAUCAGUGGAGGAGACUCCCUGGAAACCUGUGAGAGGGUUCUCUUUGCUCUCCGCAUGGCCACGUGGAAUCAGAUUUUGGAUCCCUGGGUGUACAUCCUGCUGAGGAGAGCUGUACUCAAGAACCUCUACAAGGUCGCCCGGCGGUGCUGUGGAGUGCGUGCCAUCAUCAGCUUGCACGCUUGGGAGCUCAGCUCCAUUAAGAAUUCCUUAAAGGUUGCAGCCAUUUCAGAGAGCCCCCCUACUGAGAGAACAAGCCCACAGCCACCCACCUUCACAGGGCAAUGAGCCUGUGGAGGCCCAGCAAAGAUGAGACAGGCCUGAGGCCAUUAUCCUGUUAACUCGAUAAUUACAGCCUGCAUGUUUGAGAGCUGACAUGGUUUAUACAGUCAUUGAAUUAACUGGAUAAUUGCAAACCUCUGCUUUGCUUUAUGUAGACACAGCCUCAAGGCAAAGUGUAUGAUGAAAUGACAUGAGGGCCAUAGAGUGAGGUCAACUUUGUGGUCAACUGUGUCUGUGACUAGGUGAAUUCUCCAAGGUUGACCAAGGAGUCCCCAAAUGAGCACUUAGACACCCUAACUAGAGCUGAGCUGGAAGGGGGCUCAGAAAAGCUGGAAUGGACCAUCAUUAUAUAGAUAAGGGAACCGAGGCCAAGGAAGCCUAUUGACUUACCUAGGACCACACAGGAGUAAAUGUGAAAGUUGGUCUGGGGACACAGCUCCAGUUUUUGGCUGGCUGGUCCCCAACUUUGUCAUUUGGUCCCCAAGGUACACUCAGUGGGUUGAUAUUGCCAUAUUUCUGGUCUUGUCUGAUCUCUCAGUGAUUGUAAAGGCCAUCCUAGGCCAGGUCACAGAACCAUAGAAUUGCAAAGUGGGAAGGGGCCACUAAUCUGACCCAAACCUGAAAGGAAUCUCUACUAGAGCCUAGCUGGCAAGUGGUCAGAGGUCCUGGAUUUGGAGACCUCCAGGUGGUCCAAGGCACUUCUGGCUCAGCCCAUGAAUUUCUGAUGCUGAGGCACAUUCAGGAUACAUGAACAUUGAGUGUGUGUGUGUGUGUGUGUGUGUGUGUGUGUGUGUGUGUGUGUGUAUAGACAGUCUAUAUAUUUCUUAGUGGUCAGAAUGCAAAGCCCCAAAUGGGGCUUAUGAAGAUUAUCAACCUAAGAAGUAGGCACCAAAACUGUAUUCCAAUUCAAUUCAAAUCCAUUCUGUAGGACUUUAUUGAGGACCUACUAUGUGCCAGACACUGUGUUGGGCACUGAAGAAAGACACAAAACCAGAACGAUCCCUGCCUUCAGGGUGGUGGGAGUGGGAAUGGGCACAACAUGUAUACAACUGACUGGACCCAAAAUGUCUACAAAGUAAUUGUGGGCAGCAUGAACAAUGGGGUGCAUUGAGACAUUUGCACCUCUUUUAGAAGGUAGUCUUCAUUCUAAGCCCUUGCCAAUCUGGACCACCAGAGCUGCUUGGUCACAGCCCACCAAGGCCACCACCUAAAGUGUGAUCUGCAUCAAAGGAUGGACUGUUUACAUAGAGGACAUCACAAUUCUUGGAAGUGGUCACGUCAGGAAAUGAGAGUUGGUGGGCUUUCACUAGGGGAAUCAUCAAAGAGGCCCUUUUCACCUGAAUGAUGUCAGGGGCAUCAGUCUUGCCUAGGGAAGCUAAAAUUGAAGGAACAGCCCCAUUAAUGGCCACACUCCAGAAUUUCUGUCCUGUCCAUGUAGGGCUCAGCAAUGUUAUUGAGUAAUAAUUAACUUCACUGAAAACAGGGAAAUGUGGAACCUCAGAGCCUGUCAAGUUUAACCCCUUCAUUUUACAGAUGAGGAAGUCAGGGCUGGAGAGGUUCAAUGACUGGCUGUGUUAAGUAGCAGAGCCAAGCUUCAGAAAGAUUGUCCCCCUUCUCAACAUUAUCUAGUGGAGUCAUGUUGGAUUCAUUUGAAGCAUCACCUGUAUGAGCAUCAGAGCUACUGAUGGUUCCUUUCUCCCUGUUGAAGGUGGUGAUAUCUAGGUGGUUGUGUCUAAGAAGGCCAGAUGACAAGAAUUUGAUCCCAAUUGUACUAAGGUAGUGACCUAGAAACCUGAGCUUUGGGAGCCCAUAAAUCCUCCAAGCAACUUCUCAGCUGGAAGCCAUUUUCAGUGUUGGAUCUUGUACUUGUAGGUUGAGGAGCAAGACCUUAUGCAGAUUUCCAUGACUAGCCUGAGCCUCCUGCAUAUUCAAUCUCAAAAUCUGAUGCCAAGUGCAGACCAUGUUGAUCCUACUCUCUGCUUUGGCUGUUUUCUGCUCCCAUUAGAAUAUAAGCUGCUUGAGGGCAGGGUCUGUCUUAGUUUCCCACGUUUAAUCCCUAGUGUUUAGCAUAGUGCUCAGCACAUUAUAAGUGCUUACUAAAUGUUUGAUCAUUUUAAUUCAUUCGUUCAUUUGGAGGGAAGAAAACCUGAAAUAUGAGCUUGCUUAUAGGUAGAAAGUUACAUCUUCUCAUAGUCAGUGUAAUUAUGCCAAAUGGAACAUGCCUAAAGCUUGUGUUACCUCUCUGUGCAAUGUAGUAAGCAGUCUUGCCUGGUGCCUGUGUUUCCUAGUGUGUGUCUGUCCUAGGUUAGAACCCCCAAGGAGGGCCUGCUUUUGGUAAAAGCAGAGAUACUUUUGGUGAAGUCUCUGGAUGACUUUCUCUGCCACAGGAUUGCUGUUUCCUUUUAGGGAACUGGAUGGGAAAGUUGUAAAUAUGCUACCUAUCAUUGCUUAAUCCAUCAUUUGGGUGUCACCAUCCAAGGUAACAGCUGCCAAGUGAUACUGGACACUUGAAAGUGACCAUCUGCUUACUCCACCAUUGAAGUCUGCCUUGGACUUUAUCAUGUGAAUUAAAGUAUUUUGUGUUCUCUGUCUUGGCUGAUGUGUAGAAAAGGUUCAAAAGUGAUGUGUAUAUUUGGUUGCUUGUAUUUUAUGUACCAGUAUUGUAAUGAAUGUAACUUUAAUGCUUCAUUAAAUG
Trichosurus vulpecula (common brushtail) is the source of this 4249-nucleotide messenger RNA. RefSeq names its product prostaglandin F receptor (gene PTGFR). The record is from RefSeq and is a predicted model, not a curated record. Gene Ontology annotation, biological process: positive regulation of cytosolic calcium ion concentration; inflammatory response; adenylate cyclase-activating G protein-coupled receptor signaling pathway. The coding region runs from base 457 to 1560 and encodes 367 amino acids. Gene Ontology annotation, cellular component: plasma membrane. NCBI's taxonomy places the organism in Eukaryota, Metazoa, Chordata, Mammalia, Diprotodontia, Phalangeridae. Gene Ontology annotation, molecular function: prostaglandin F receptor activity. The transcript is spliced from 3 exons.